This is a messenger RNA of Plodia interpunctella (Indianmeal moth), 4297 nucleotides long. RefSeq lists its product as uncharacterized. The record is from RefSeq and is a predicted model, not a curated record. The coding region runs from base 204 to 866 and encodes 220 amino acids. The transcript is spliced from 4 exons. NCBI's taxonomy places the organism in Eukaryota, Metazoa, Arthropoda, Insecta, Lepidoptera, Pyralidae.
UAGUUAGUCUAUGACCAGUUGUUGACAGGGAGAGCAUUGUAGAGGCUGUGUAUUUUGUUUUUGAAUUUAAUUUCUAUUUCGUAGCUGUAACCGUGAUACUAUUGACUUGUAUUUUUUCCCUUUCUCGUAAAUCACUUAUAAGUGUUGUAAAUUAGCGAAAUAAAUUUUAAUAAUACGUCCUUUGUGGGAUUUCUGUUAAUAAAAUGCAAGAAACCGUUACAAACACAAAUGAAAGAAAAUCAUUAUUUUCCUCGUUCCUCGAGGUUCUGGAGGCCAGGGAGAAACAAGCACAAGCAGAUCGGCAGCUUCAAGAAGAAAAAUAUCUGCUGAGGACCCAAAGAAUCUACGAUUUUCACGAUCGUCAACGUCGCGAGGCGGUCGAGCUGCGUCGCUGCCUGGACUAUGUGUCGCAGCACGCGCACGUGCUGGAGAGCGUGCUGCGCGGCGCGGGCGAGGGCGGCGUGCCGCUCAGCUCGGCGCUGGUGCGCCAGGCGUCCGCGCUGCAGCGCUGCAUGGCGCAGUGCGUCGCCAACGCCGCACGCAUCCGCCAACUGCUGGCCGCCACGCACCAGCCGCAGAUGGACACCAUGCUAGCUAAGAUGGAAGCCGAGCUGAGUACAUGGACAGCGUUCUUGCAGCGCGCGGUGGACGCCACCUACAACACAGAGGUCGUCAUUGACAACUUGCACAACCUUAUCGCUGAGCAACGUCGAUGCGUCCGCGAGGUAUCCUCUUCCACUGUGUUCGCGUCAUUAUGUGCGGAGUCAGCAGACAGCAAUCCCGCGUCCCCCGCCGCCGCCCCCGCCUCCCCACUGGAGCGACGAGCUCCCUCAGCCGCGUGUAGUACUCCCAUCGUCCGCGACUAGCGCCCGCCGCCCUCCAGCUGCGCCGUGCUGUGCUGGAAACUACUCGGGAACUCGUAGAUUGUUAGCUGCUUUCAUGUGUUAAGUGCAACAUGCUUCUAGAUCAGAUCUUUCAGCGUCGAUCAAGACUACACUUGUAAGAACAAAGUACGAGAGCUGGGCUGGGAGAAACUAUCCCAUAAUUUUGACUAGACUAGAUCGUCUGUUUGUCGCUUGUUACUAUAUUCAAUUUCAAUUGUUAAAGUUCUUGUAUUCGUUAUGUAAUCAUGAAUCUGGAUGAUCAUAUAUUGACGCGUUCGCAUUAUAUUUUAUUCCGCAAUCGAUGGGCAGCAGCGGCGCAGCACUCGAAACUACAUCGUUCUAUUUUCAGUGAUAUGAAAUCUGUCUGGACGUUACGUGUUGUAAGUGAAGCAUGUAUAAAAAUAUAUCUCAUAAAAUCUAAAUGAUACGGCAAUUGAAAUGGCAAAAAUGUCAGACUUCAUCGCCCUGUAGUCAUCAAUGUGUGUUUAGAUUAUAGCAAAGCGGCCCUAUUCUCUUUUUAAUUUGAAAAUUUGCUUAGAAUCGGUGCUUGGAUAUUUCUUUAACAUAUAUUUUCGCAAAGGUUUUUUUACGUACUUUCAUUUCUUUCACCUUAUUUUUUAAGCUUUCUAUGCUGAGUGGUAACAAUGUUGGUGAAGAAAGCGAGUACAAUACGUGUAUUGAUAUCUAUACAACUGCAUUCAAUUUUAGUCUUUGUCAAAUUAGAAUAAGGACCGAUGUGUAUGUAUAUAUAUAUAUUAAUGCAAAAUGCAAGUAACUGUACAAAAGUGACGCUCUACAGCACUGCCUUAUGCGUGUGUUCAAUUUGCGCACACUGCCGACGAGUCAACGCGGGGUACGCGCGGUAACCUUUUUGAUUACUACAAGAUCUGAAACUUUAUCUUUGGCGCUAGAUGGUAGCUAAGAUGGAAAUGAACUUUUGAAAACUUUGACUUUUAUUAUUUUAUAUGUCGGUUGGUAGAAAAAUCUCAUAACAUGUGUAUUGUUGUCCUUACUUGUAGUUAAUGGUAUAUGCGCCCGCGUUGACAUCUAGUGUUAUAAUGAAAUCUUUAUAUAAGUGUUUAGAUAGUAUAGUAUUUAGUACAUACAGUUCAGUGUCUAUAAAUUGAUAUAUUUAUCUACUGUUCAUUUAUUAAAUGUUUUUUCUAAUGGACUCUCGACUUUGUACAUGAAUUAGUUUAAAUAAAUAUAUUAUUCAUGGGACAAGGAAGCUUUGAAAGCGUUGUCGCGUGCAUCGUUCGUUACCUUUGUAAAGUCUCGUAUCCGCUAGACACCAAGCGACUUCUUAUACUCCAUGCCACUCUAGUAAAUAAUAGUACAUUGUACAUUGACAUAAGAAAGUAACAGAUGCUAGCGAGGAUGUAUCGGCCGCGAAUACACUAGUUGUGACUCGUAUAUUUUUUCGAGUGAUAUCGUGCUACAGGUGACAUCUCCCUACGUGGAUAAUAAAAAGAAACGAAAAAAUACAAUUUCUGAUGCAUAAUUGCAUUGACGUACUCAAAUAUCACCUGCAAUCAUUGUAAAUAGGUACUUCUUUUGAAAAAAGAAUACGUCGCCGCAGCGAAUAUGUCGCCGCGUGCCCCGUGUGUGCGAGCCGAGUAGAAGUUUUCGAGCCCUAUAAAACGGAUAGUUGGAGAGUUAGCAUGUUGUAAAUAGACAAAGUAGGCGGCGUGGGUCAGGAACCAGUCGGACGACCCGGGACGCUUUCCGAGGUCAUCGAACUGUGCAACUAACGGCCUGAAAGAAAAUGAUAUAUUUAUAUGUGAUUUUCUUUUACUGAUCAAGAAAAUACCAAAUCUUUGACUACCUUGUAUUUUCUUUGACCCUCACCGCCUACUUUUAGCACGUGUAAGCGUUUUUUAUUUGUAGGUGGCUGAUGUAAAUUAUAUGUCUAAAUUAUAGGAAAUUUUUGAUCUUUUUACAACGCGAUUAUUGUGGUCUUAUUUAAAUCUUUUAAACUGAUACAAGUAUCGUAAAUAACGUGUUCUAAAUAUUCCGUAAUUGUGCAAGGGGCAGUAUUACAAAACGCAAUAGGAUCGAGAAAUGUACGUCAGUCUGCUGAGCAGAUACAUAGUUGGUAAUUUGUGUAUUUUAAUGUUUUGAACCAAUACGAAACCACGUGGCCAAAUUUUACGUAGUCGAGCUAAAGUCGCUUGCUUGUUUGUGAUGGAAUUUAAUCUUAUAUUUAGACAUACGUAUUUUUAUAAUUAUUCAUAAUUCGACAUUAGAAACUGUUAAUCUGUGCUUAGUCUAUGGUAGUUUGAUAUAAAUGUAUCAAUAAUGUCUAAUGGUUUUCUCGUUUUGAUAAUGGUAAUCGAACACAGGUUGUUAUUGCUCUUUUACAAGUCUGAAUAAGCAUUUUCAACUUUCUUCGAUCGUUCUUGAGAUUACUCAUUGUACUUCCUAAAUAAAAUAGUUUUGUAUGUACUUAUAUGUGUGUUACAGUGUUUUUAUCCGCUCAUGUGAUAUUCCAACGAACGUAUCGUAAUGUAUUCAUGUUAAAUAUUCUAAUAUUAUUGAUGGGACCCUGACAUAAUGUUAUCUUUGAAAAUUUUACAGAAUCAUGUUCACGUUACAUUGCCAUGGGAUGGGAGUCAGUGAAGCCUUGUGUUGGUCUGGCAACAUGUUCGCUAGUUUGUUGUCCAACUUCAAGUUGGACUAAUUAACUGAACAACUAGUUGAGACGGCUAAGCUAACUUGUGUAAUGCCUUCUCAAUAUCAGGCUAUGUUACUGUUGUAAAUUUAUAUGUACUUGUAGUUAAUAGCAAUUUCUUGCUUAAAAUGUGGUUUCUAUAUACGAGUAUAACGUCGAUAAGUUUAUAUUACGAGAUAUAUUGCACUCUAAUGGAAAUUUUAACCUUAUAUCACUGUUUUGCAAGACAAGUGAUGGAAAUAAAAUCGAGUAUGCCUUAUUGAUUAAAAUUAUUGUUAUUGCGUGAUGUGGUCUUACGUCUAACAUAUUGAUGUUAAAUUGUAUUUCGUGUAAAUUUUAUUAUCUUAAAUAUCGUUGUGUAUGAUAAGAACGUUUACUAAAUGUGUAGCUUCUGCAACAAUAUAAAGCCUCUUACACACAGCGUCGACGCUCAACAGAUAUACGAGGCGAACUUGGUCAUAGUCGUGUAUAUAUCGGCUAAGCUACAUGCUACAUACCAUGGUUUCUUCACUCGGCAUGAGUUUGAAAAGGCAAUCAUUUGCGUUUUCACUUGUGGAAUUAGAAGUGAGUGAGAUCGCAUGAUAUGUUGCCUGAUAUUUGACGUACCUUUACGAAACGUAUAUGCACGUAUAAAAAAUAGUUAACUGAAAAUCAUAAAGCAUUGGCUUACCUGAGUGAGCGCCUCAACAUUCCAUUCCAGUUGCGCGUAACGAAUAAAAUAAACAAGUGGCUAUUUUGAAAA